Messenger RNA from Hyposmocoma kahamanoa, 801 nucleotides. Its product is annotated as DBF4-type zinc finger-containing protein 2 homolog. The transcript has 3 exons. The record is from RefSeq and is a predicted model, not a curated record. Lineage: Eukaryota; Metazoa; Arthropoda; Insecta; Lepidoptera; Cosmopterigidae. Bases 16 to 693 code for a protein of 225 amino acids.
AAGUGCUAAGUUGAGAUGUGUGCUUGUACUUUUUGCCCGACGUGUCCACCAAUUGUACCGUGCGGCACGGGACCGUGUCGUUUCAACUGCUGUCCACCGCCGCCAUGCUGCCAAGCGUGCUGUCCUCCACCAUGUCCUUGUACGCCAUGCCUGCCAUGCAGGUGUAGACCGGUGUAUAGACCGUGUCCGGCGCCGAACCCACCAGACUACGUGCCACCGAUAGUGCCCCAGCUGCCGUGCUGCAAGCCCCGCCGAAUACCGCCUUGUGAGCCUAUCCCACCGCCGCCAAAACCUGUAUAUUGUCCGCCGGUAUUACCCUGCUGUCCACCACCAGAACCUUGUGAAAUGCCUCCCCCCCUUCCUUGUCCAGAACCGAUACCGUGCCACCAGCCGGUACUGCCGUGCUGCAACCCGCAGUGUCCGCCGCCAAUAAUUCCUAAGCAGCGACCAAUCUGCCCGCGUGCGCCGCCCUGUCCUCCACCUUGCUUACCCCUCGUUCGCCGAUGUUGUCCCUGUUGCGAGAUGGACCCCGUAAACCUGCGCAGGCCCCUCAUUGUACACGACAGCAUCUAUGCAAAGAGACCAUCAGGAUUCCCAGCGGACUGCUACAACCGCGGAAACCCGAACGUGCGAUAUACUAGCAACCGCUUUGGUUAUGCUUGUAGACACGUCUGCGUUCCCAACCUGCGGUAGCGAUAAGGAGGAUACUCUACUCUUUGCAAGUGAUCGUUUGUGUGUUGUGUUGUUUGUUCCGUGACAUACUUUAUUAUUUUUUAUAAAUAUUAUUGAUAAUUUUAACUA